This is a messenger RNA of Manihot esculenta (cassava), 1170 nucleotides long. Its product is annotated as transcription factor MYB1. Bases 170 to 1084 code for a protein of 304 amino acids. The transcript has 3 exons. Lineage: Eukaryota; Viridiplantae; Streptophyta; Magnoliopsida; Malpighiales; Euphorbiaceae. The record is from RefSeq and is a predicted model, not a curated record.
AUCAUGUGAUAAUAAAUUCAUGGUUGCACGUUGACUGGACCACUCGGACAGGUUCUACAAUUAUCAUAUACAUCAUCUCUCCUCCAAGAUUAGAGGAAACAUAAGAAAAGUCAUUGAGUUCUGAAAUCCUCCACAGUAACUCAAGAGAUAUUAAGUGAAGGAAGUAUAGAUGGGGAGGAGCCCUUGUUGUGCUAAGGAAGGCUUGAACAGAGGUGCAUGGACUGCUCAAGAAGACAAGCUUCUUACUGAUUACAUUAAACUUCAUGGUGAAGGCAAAUGGGGAAACCUUCCAAAAAGAGCAGGUUUAAAAAGAUGUGGCAAAAGCUGCAGGCUUCGCUGGUUGAAUUAUCUGAGACCAGAUAUCAAAAGAGGAAACAUCUCCCCAGACGAGGAAGAUCUCAUCAUCAGGCUUCAUAGACUCUUGGGAAACAGAUGGUCCCUGAUAGCUGGGAGGCUUCCAGGACGAACAGAUAACGAAAUAAAGAACUACUGGAACACCAAUUUGGGAAAAAAAUUACUGAAAGAACACAAUAAAACCUUGAUUCAGAAUAAAUUGGCCUUCCCCUCACCUUCGUCACCUCCGAAAAUGGCCUCACACUUGUUUCUCACUAAGGCAUUUGAUUGCUCCAAGGUUGUUGCCUACCCACACUUACAGCUGCAUGAAAUCGAGAGAGACACUUACAAGAGUAGUGUAAAGACAAGACCACCACCAGCAUCAUCUGUAAUUGUUGGAGAAGCACAUGUGCCUUGUAAUCCCGACAAGGAAGCACCUUCAGUUGCUGGCGGAGAAAAUAAUAAUAAUAAUAAUGAUAAUGGUGAUUCAAAGGAUUUCUUUAUGGAAUUUGCAAUGGGAAAUGGAGCAGAUGCUGAUGGUUUCACCAAUUUUGAAUCAUGUGAGUUCAAUUAUUGUAACAAAAGCAACGGUGGUGAAUUUUCAACACCAUCGCCGCCUGGGCUGUUGAUCUCAGAGGAAAUGCUGCAGGAUUUAACUAUGAGGACCACCGAUUUUUUUCAGCCUCGGGAGCUUUCUUGUCUUAGUCCCUUCACUUCAUUUUUGGAUUCUGGAGGGGUAUGGCCGGAUUAGGUCGUAAUCUUAGUAUGUAAAAGCAAGUAAUUCUUAAGCACAUGCAUGCUACUGAAUGUGUAAAUAAAUAAUAUUUUUAACUAAAA